UAUCUGCAUUGAACUGGGUUAUAUGGCAGUUUAGAGUGAUGUAUUCUAGUUCAAAACAGAUAAUGUGGAUUAUCUGCUUUGAUAAUUUGGAUUAUAUAGUAGUGCCGAAGGGCCUAAGACAUCUGGAAGACCAGAGUUUGGAAAACUCACAGCAACCCAAUGCAUUCAGUGUUUGAAUUGCCAUUUUAACUUUUUUCAAUACUGGAAUCUACAGUUGAUUUUAGGGGCAAAUAUUGUGAUUUGUAGCCCUGCUUCAGGGCCUCCUGAUGGAGAUAGAGCUGGUGACGGUGAAAGAAGAGACAGGGCCAGAAAUCCCCUCCAUCUGCCCAUUUUGCCAAGAGGACUUGCCAACCCUUGCUGGGCCCACAGGACACGUUCCACAAUGCCCAGGAUGCAAAAGCUUUGUUUUAGAGCCACAGAAUUGGUUGCCGGACAAUCCAGAGGCCAUGGGCCACCCUACGGAGAGGCCCUACACCUGCUCCUUCUGCUCCAAGCGGUUCAAGAGGGCUUCUGACCGGCGCGACCACGAACGGGUUCACACCGGUGAAAGGCCCUACGGCUGUGGUGUCUGUGGCAAGCGUUUCACCCAGAGCUCCGUGCUUUCUGGCCAUAUGCGCAUCCAUACUGGCGAGCGGCCCUUUCACUGUGGCGUCUGCUUUAAGUCUUUCAACAACGGCUCUAAUUUCCGGAAGCAUCAACGCAUCCACAGCCAACUGUUUGGCCACUGUAACACAAGGGAUGAUGAGAAAGACUGUGAUCUCUUUCUUGGGAAGAAACAGAGCCAGUUCACAGAAGGACAAAAUGGCUAUCAGGUCACCCAAGAAUUAAAUAAUGGUGAGAACAGGAGGAACCAAGACCCUAAGGAAUGGCAAGGCAUUAGUUCCAAUAACAGGAUACCUCAAAAUGGCAGCUUAAGGCAACCUAGUGACAAUAUGGCCUAUUUCAAAGGAAGAGGACUAAGACAAGACAGUAGCCAUCAAACAAGGCAGAGUAGCCAUGGAUGUAUUGGUGUUAAGAUGGAAGAUAGCAAAUACGAUUAUGGUUGCUUGGGAGACAGUGGUGAAUGUAGCCAAGGCUCAGAAGUGACUGAAAAUGGCCACAGCUUCCAGCCACUGAGGAAUGUGAGUGGUGAAAAUGACACUAAAGCCCUGAGGCCAAAUAAAGCUGGUGGAAGUCACACUCGGGAAGAACACAAGCAACUUGAGGAGAACAGUAAUAAGUUACAGCUAGAUGGCAGCAGUUUUGGGAAAGGCCUUUUGCAAGCUGAUGGCGACAGGAAGGGUAUUCAUAAACAGGGUCAAGAGAGCAGAGUCAGGAGCUAUUUAUUAAGGAGGCCAAAUGGAGACUACCUUAAAGGGCUGAAGCACAGGAGUGGAGAUGGUACUGGCCCAAACAUGAGGCAAAAUGGUACAAGCCAUCUCAGUGGACUGAAUCCAAAUAUGGAUGUUAGUAUCUUGGAGCCGAGGCAAAACGGCAGUAAUGCAGAUGUCGCUGAUGACCUAAGACACCAAAACCCUGGACAGUUUGAAGAGGUAACCCAGGAUGGGGGCACCAACAAGGAGAAAUGGAUGAACGUCCAAGUAGACACUCCCAAAAAUAUUAAUGUUGUUGCACCCAAAGUGUCUUCCUGGACACGUGCCAAUGAGAGUAAUGUUUUGACCUGGGAAGAGCCAAAUAUUAGGAUAAUGAAAGAAAAGGAUGAAUUUGAGGAUUGUUCUACCAUAGGCAUAUCUAACAAUGCAUCUCCCUGGCAGCGAGAAAGUCCUGAACCAUGGUCCUUGCCUUGUGACAUCUCUGCGUCCUCCCAUAGCCAUUCACAACACCAAUUUAGAAGCGUUUCCCAUCACUGGGAAGAAGAUGGGAGUUCACCACUUAGUUUUCCUUUUCAAGAACCUGAAACCUAUAGACAGCACUCUUUGCCAGAUUUAGAUUCCAAACCCUUCCUGUGCUUUGCAUGCCCCAAGCAGUUUCGUCGGGCCACAGAUCUGAAGGAGCAUCUGCGGGUUCACACGGGCGAACGGCCCUUUGGUUGCAACGUCUGCGGCAAGCGAUUCACUCAAAGCUCAGCCCUGGUUACUCACCGGAGGCUACACACUGGAGAGAAACCCUUUGAGUGUGCUGUCUGCUACAGGCGUUUUAAUAAUUCUUCCAAUUUUGCCAAGCAUCGCCGGCUUCAUGGGCAGGAGGGGACAAGACAUGGGGGUAAAGUCAUAGUGAAAGACCUAUGGAGUGUCAAGCCACACUGAUACCGUUUUAAGGAACAAACCUGUCAUUGGGAAAUGGAAGUGUAGCUAUAGAUAGAACUGUGGGUACUACUUUUGUUGUUGAUGGGUGCUGAGUUCAGUAUCCUGACAAUCUUUUACCUUUAUAGAAUACAGAAAGUUCUUAACUCCUAUGGUGUGGUUUUAAUGUCAUGAAAAACUAUGGUUUGGCAUUUCAUGCGCAAACCAUAGGCUUAUGUGCUCCUUCUUUCUUCCUGUAAUGCUAGUUGUGACGGUUACUAUACAGCAGACUCCUGUGCUAAUAAGGCUCAAGGACAACAAAUAUCAACAAGAGCAUAGUGAAUGAGGUGUGACAAAUCCAGGAACCUAUUAAACACUUAAAAAACUGGCUUUAACGAGAUGUUACAAUACAGUACCUUUGUACUUCUUGGUAAAUAGAUUAUUUGAAAACCAUUGCUAGAGCAGCAAUCAAACCAUUAUUUGUAAUUAAAUUGGUGAGUAAGCAAUGAUUGGUGCAAAUCUUGCUUUGCCAAGAAUCAGGAAAUGUUGAGAGAAGGGUGCAUGUAAAUCUUAGCCAGUUGUGUAAUACUAAAUCAUGGUUUGGCAUUCUGUUCAGGACUUAAUCUUUGGGAGCUAGAAUGUCACUUUAGAAUAUAUGUUAGAUCUAGAUGGAGCAGUGAUUCUCAACCUGGGGUCCCCAGAUGUUUUUGGCCUUCAACUCCCAGAAACCCUAACAGCUGGUAAACUGGUUGGGGUUUCUGGGAGUUGUAGGUCUAAAACAUCUGGGGACCCCAGGUUGAGAACCACUGAGAUAGAGGGAGUGGAGCAGACUUUCUAGUAGUCAGUGCCUUGUAUGGACAUGUGUCCCUUCCCAUCACAAAUAGACGAAAAUAUAUCAUGGGAAAUUUGCUUAAUGUAUGAAAUUCAACACCAUUGCUGGAAAUUAGAUGGUUUGUAUUCACUUAACCUGAGUGUAAGCCCUGUUGAAUUUUGGUUGAACAUGUAAACCAUUGUGCUAUCGAUACAAACCUUUUCCUACAGUGUAUUGGCAGUAUAUUCACUCUUUUUUUAAAAAAUGGAUGAUCUGAUUUGUAGCAACCAAUACACACAGGGUUUUAAAUAUGUGCCUACACUCAGGAGCACAUAUCUGAUUUUAUAAAAAGGAAUUUGGUGAAAGAUUUGAAUAAAGCAAUGUUACAUUAGCAUUGGAGCAAGUUAAGGGGAAAGGGCUAUAGAAAAGGUGUUUCAGAAAUCCUUGUAAAUACUUGCAGCAAAUAUCCAAAGCUAGAAAUAAAAUCUUUUCAAAAUUCA
Messenger RNA from Anolis carolinensis (green anole), 3533 nucleotides. It is a transcript of the gene znf784, whose product is annotated as zinc finger protein 784. The record is from RefSeq and is a predicted model, not a curated record. Gene Ontology annotation, molecular function: DNA-binding transcription activator activity, RNA polymerase II-specific; RNA polymerase II cis-regulatory region sequence-specific DNA binding. The transcript has 2 exons. NCBI's taxonomy places the organism in Eukaryota, Metazoa, Chordata, Lepidosauria, Squamata, Anolidae. Gene Ontology annotation, biological process: regulation of transcription by RNA polymerase II. Gene Ontology annotation, cellular component: nucleus. Bases 267 to 2246 code for a protein of 659 amino acids.